Molecule: messenger RNA, 3216 nt
Organism: Talpa occidentalis (Iberian mole)
Lineage: Eukaryota; Metazoa; Chordata; Mammalia; Eulipotyphla; Talpidae
Gene: ERMARD
Product: ER membrane associated RNA degradation
Exons: 19
Coding region: 71-2104 (677 amino acids)
Source: RefSeq, a predicted model, not a curated record
ACGGACGUCAGGGACCUCGGCCGGGCGGGCGGAGUGUCAUCUUCCGGCGCCGGCGGCCUGAUCGGACGUCAUGGAGGGCUCAGGCGACCCCGUCACCACGUGUCUCUCCCCCUCCGUGCAUGAGCUGAUCUGCAGAGUCGGCUUUGAAGCCCGCGAACGUUGCGACACCAGCACUGUCGUGAGCCCGCACGGGGAGGUGUGCUGGGCAGCCUUCACGGCCUGCAUCAUCCAUGCGGGCUCAGGCGAGGAUCUGGAUUACCCGGGCAGCGUGAGGCUCCUGGGCCCCGUGUGCGAGGCUGUCCACUCACACGUGUUAUCUCUGACCUGGGAGCAGUUUGAGGCCCGAUUUGCACCGUGGCUCGAGUGGACAAGCUUCCCAGAGCUGUUCCCUGAAGUGCUGGGUGCCCUGCGCUGCGCGCGGCCGGCCGCCAUCUCCCUGGGCCUGAUGAAGCUGACGGCGCUCCUGGAGCGGGCCCUGGGCGACGUCUUCCUGCUCGUCGGGCGCGAGUGCCCCUUCCUGCUGCGGGACCUGCUUGCGUCGGCGGAGCUCGCGCAAGUCUUCGGGCGGCCUGUGAUGAAUGUGCUGCGCGUCCUCCUGGGCUCGCCCCGCGGCCUCAACCUGCGCAACGUCCUGUGGCAUGGCUUCGCGGCCCCGGGAGAGGUCCCUGCCAAGUACUGCUCCACGGUGCUGCUGCUGAUGGCGGGGCUGGGCCAGCUGCUGCGGCGCUUCCUCCAGCAGAGCCGCCGGACCCUGGCGCCCCGGCCACCCAGGACGCUGACCCUUGCGGAGGACCUGAGUGCCGUCCCCGGUGUCACAGCCGAGGCGCUGUCCGCUCUGGAGGCCGCAGCCAGGAGGUCGGCCUUCGUGCCGGAGACCAUGCUGCCGUACUGGGAGGAGGCGCUCGCCAAGUUCACGUCGCACAGGUUCGCGGACUGUGCCAUCCUGCUGCUGACCCAGCUGGAGACCACGCUUCGGAGCAUCUUUGCCGCAGUUAAUGGCUGUCCCCAGAGGCUCCUGACCGCCGAGUCAACAGCUCUUUACACCACCUUUGACGAGAUGCUGGCAGAGCGCCUGGGCGAUGGCCAGGUCAACCGGCUGCCCGCCGUGCUGGGGGAGGCCGCCAUGGAGUUCCUGUGGGACUUCCUGAGCCACCGUGAGGGCCCGCGCCUCCGGGACCGCCUGAGCCACGGGGAGGUCUGCGUCCGCGAGUUCCCGGUCGCUGCCGCCGAGCUGCUGCUGGCCUUUGCCCUGGCGCUGCUGCUGCGCCUCGCGGGCGGGUGCCUCCUGGCGGUGGUGGACGAGAGCGCGGCAGUGCGGGCGCUGGUCGGUCUCGCCGAGGGCUACCGAGCUCGCUUCCACCCCGUCCCCCAGCUCAAAAAACAGGUGCUGAGCUGCGAGCGGAGCCUGGGGGCCUGGCGCCUGCUGUCGCUGCCCCCAGACCUGGCGCGGGAAGCAGCCAGGCUGGAAGGCAGCCCCGAGGCCGACGCCUGCUGCUCCUUGAUCCUGAAAGUCCGGGCUGCGCUCCCACCCUGGCCCGGGGUGCGCUGGGUGUUCAGCCCGGACGUAGGCGCUGUCCCCGCCGGGGGGUGGGCUCCGGUGCUCGAGGCGCUCUGCGGCACGCCCGUGCCCACCCUCUUCUGCCCCCGGCCGGUGCUGGAGGUGCUGGCCCUGCUCCGCCGCGUCCUGGCCCACCUGGCGCACCUGGCCCAGCAGGUGGCGGCCUCCGCGGAGCAGCGGCUGCAGCAGUGGGCGCAACGGGCCCUGCGCUCCCGGCAGAGGCUCAACUGCCUGCGCAUGACUCGGAGCCUGCAGCUCCUGAGUCCUGCGCUCUCCCUGCUGCUGGUGCUGGUGGCCCUGGAGGCAGUGAGUGUCCACUCGGUCUCGGGGAAGAGCCGCGGCGAGUACCAGCAGUACCUGAGGCUCUGGAGGUCGGUCCUGCAGUGCACCGAGAACCUGCUGACCUACACCAGCCCCGAGAAGAACAAGUGGGACGAAACUGUCCCCCUCACCCGCGCGGCCCUGUCGAAGAUCUGGGCUUUCAGUGAGAAGCAGCAGAUGCUGAUGCAUUUAGCCCGUAGGCCCACGAGUGACGUGGCCUCAUGAAAACACCUCGGGGCCCUUUGGUUCUGUCAGGAGCCCAGCGGGGGACCUGGUGGCAGGCAGCUGGGUGCCACAGGCCGGGGGGGCGCCGCUCUGCUUGACCAGGGUGCGAGCCGGACCCGACCUGCCGGGGCUGGGUUGUCCCGGGAACCAGGUGACUUGGCCGUUUGGGUCUCCUUUCCCCAGAGCGUGUUGUCCGUGUUGUCCAUGGCAGGGAACACUCUCUUGCCCCGGUGUGACCCAGAAAUGACCGCUGCGCUCCAGCAGCAGCCUGCUGCGAGAAUGAGGCCCGUGCUCCCCGGCGGGCCUCCGCAGACGUCCGCUCCCGGCAGGCUCGGGUGGCCUGGCUUCUGUUCUGGCGGCGGCGUGUGAGGGGAGCGGGUGUGAGGACCGCGUGUGGCCAGGCCGGGCCCAACGGUGCACAUCCCUGCCCACACCAGGGCCGCGGGCUUGGUUUGGGGACUGUGCGUUCCGUGAGGGCAGCUCUGUGUGGCGACAGACAUUCCGUCCACCUCUUUGCCAACUCGGCACCUUCUGCUGACCAGCCUGGCUGGCUGGGAAGACUCGGAACUGGUGCUUCUGCCCCGGGGCGCCUUCGUCUUUGCCACGUGACCCCCGUCCACAGUCAGGGUCCGCUGGGGGGUCUGCACAGGGGCCCCUGCCUCCCCGGAUACUUGGGCGUGCCUCCUGCUGUGGGUGCCCGCGGUCACACCUCCGUGCUGCCUCGCCCACCUCUGGGCCACGGUCCCCCACCCGCCCGACCCGCUUCUGCAGCCUUGCGGGCGGGUGACCCGCUUGCUGUGGCCUUCCCCGGGAGAUGGGAGACCUCAGCACGAGGUCCCGGAUGCCCCCUGGUCCACAGCCCACCUGCCCCCUGCGGGCGGCAGCCCCACCCCAAGGGCAGCAGGGACAGUCCCCUUUGGCCUCCUGUGAGGCGCCGGCGCCAGUGGCUCAGCCUGCAGUCAGCGGACUGGGCUGUCGGGAAGCACCGCCUUCACGGCGGAGGUGCCUGGGACACAGGUCCACAAGGUCCACGCCAGGGCAGCGCCCCUCCUGGCCGCCCGAUCAGAGGCCACUUUGCCCCGCCCCGUCAGUUCCUCCCGGGCCCGCGGCGG